Messenger RNA from Thlaspi arvense, 3385 nucleotides. The record is from the annotation of a GenBank genome assembly. Lineage: Eukaryota; Viridiplantae; Streptophyta; Magnoliopsida; Brassicales; Brassicaceae.
GUCGAAGAAACCCUUUGUGCAUUUCAUUUUAGCAUACUGAGCUCGUAAAUCGUAUCGAUAAGGAGGGAUGUCAAACGUUACAGUAUGCGCGCGAUUUAGGCCACUAAGCUCAAAAGAGAUGCGAGAUGACAGAGAUGGUGGUGUCUGUGUUCGAGGCAUCGACGCUGAAAGCUUCGUUUUCCAAGAUGACAAGGAAGAUGAGUUUACAUUCAGCCUGGAUAGAGUUUUUUAUGAGGACUCUGCCCAGGCUGCCGUUUAUGAGUUUCUGGCUCUGCCAAUCAUGAGAGACGCUGUGAAUGCUAUAAACGGAACAAUCAUCACUUAUGGACAGGCUUGGGCUGGGAAGACUUAUUCCAUGGAGGGACCAGGCAUUCAGGACUGUGAUGAGCACAAGAAAGGGUUACUUCCAAGAGUGGUUGAUGGGAUGUUUGAGCAAAUCAGGUCUUCCAAAGAUAUUGCCAGAUACACUGUUAAAUUGUCUAUGGUCGAGAUCUACAUGGAGAAAGUCAGGGACCUGUUGGAUUUAUCAAAAGGAAACAUACAAAUCAAGGAGAACAAAACACAAGGAAUACUGUUGUCAGGCGUUACAGAGGUGCCUGUAUCAGAUUCGACCGAGGCAUUGCAACAUCUAUGUACUGGUUUAGCUAACCGUGCAGUUGGGGAAACCCAAAUGAAUAUGUCCAGCAGUAGAAGCCACUGCGCUUACUUGUUCACUAUCCAUCAGGAAUCAGUUAAAGAUAAGAGGGCAAAAACAGGAAAACUGAUUCUUGUCGACCUGGCUGGCUCAGAGAAAGCAGACAAAACUGGAGCAGAAGGUAGGGUUCUUGAAGAGGCGAAGACGAUCAAUAAAUCGCUCUCGGCCUUGGGAAACGUGAUAAACGCUCUUACAAGUGGCUCACCUAACAAAGCCAAUCACAUACCAUAUCGCGACUCCAAGCUUACUCGCAUCCUACAGGAUGCCCUGGGUGGGAAUUCUCGAAUGGCACUGGUGUGUUGUUGCUCACCAAGCACUUCGAAUGCAUCUGAGACGCUCUCAACCCUCAGGUUUGGAAUGAGGGCAAAGCACAUAAAAGCAUCACCACGUGCCAGUGAAGUAAAAUCUACCAAGACACAGGAGGAACCCUCCUCCGAAACAAAAGAUGAGAAGCGUGGGAGGAUCCUAGAGAAGAUGAAAGAGAGAAUGAGCAAGGAAGACAUCAAAAUGCUAGAAGAAGUUUUCAUACAGGAAGGGAUCAUUUUCAGCCCAGAUUCCAUGGAAGAAGUGGACGCAGCAUACGAAGAUACUGUAUCAAAAACUAUAAUAUCCUUACAGCAGACCGUUGAAGAACUCCAACUGAAAGUCAAAGAGUUAGAAGCAGAAAACAAGGGUAUCAAGGAACAAGCGUUCGGAAAUCUCGAAUAUGAUCGGCUUGGAAAGAUGUCAAGAUUCAUCAGCUCUUGGUAUGCAUCUCUCUUUACAUCCGCCUAAAGAUGAUAUACUGAAUAUACAAUCGUAGUAAUGUAGAAGAUCUGGGCAUGGUAAAAGACUAAAGACGUAAAUAAGUUGCCCAUUUGAGGUUGUGAGUGCAAAACAGAUAUUAACAUUCAAAGUUAUGCAAUAGAUAAAGAAUGGAUGGGAGGGUUAUAAGAAUUACAAUCUCAGAUAGAAUAAUUAGUAACGAGAGGUGUCAGGGAGAGGAGUGUCAUUGAGGAAGUGAAUGAAGAGCGAAAGAGAGCGUUUGGGCUGGAAACUGGGAACUUGAUGGCCAGCACCUCUCACGGUGGCAAAUGUCAACUUCCCUUUGUAUUCCUCUGUGUAUCCUCCCACCUCUCCCCCUAGGUACCACGGAUGCCAAGCCGUUAUGGCCGUUAGAUUCAUCUUCUUAAGCGAGUAUUUGGUGGACGUGACCGGAAUUCUCCCGUCCGUAUCCCCGCUGAAGACCCAGACACGGACGCCCUGACCAAUCAGCUCCUUGAUGAGAGGAAUCACUGUGGUGGGACUGUCGUUCCACUUCUUUAUCACACUGCUGCACGGUUCCCACUCGUAAGGCAGCUUCGUAGCGUUUGCGUGCAAGGCCGCCUGGACCUCCGGCCUGUUCAGGUAGGCCUGCACGUAAUGGUCACUGCACGGAUCGAAUUCCCUUAUUGUGGUUCCUCUCUUGGGCCUGCGAGUGAGCGUGGAGUUGAGGCACAAGGGAGCGUAUAUGUUGUAGAUGUCCAGGUAAUACGUGUUCAUGUCGAUUUGGUCCGACACCACCGCGCACUCCUCUGUCAUCACACUCGCAGACUCCGUCUUGAGAUCACAGUUAUUCUUGAGUUUAACCAAAGAAUCCUCGGAGAUGAGCGCGUGACUCUCGAAAAAGUCGUACAUGCCCAUCAAGUCUGUCUCGUCGUUGAUCACCGCAUUUCCCAUCAGAAUCCCCUUGAGAUUGAGGAAGCUCGUCGGGUGGUGGCGAAGGAUAGUAUGUGCAAGCUGGGGAACAUAGUGGCCGGCAUAGCUCUCACCGGCGAUGUACAGGUCCCUGCCUUUGAACUCUGGGAACCUCUCCAGCCACUGGACCAAAAAGAUGUAGUUAUCGGCCGCCGUGUUCCUGUCCCCGUGCUUAUCGAGAUCCGACGUUGUGUUGGUGUACGAGAACCCCACUCCCGCCGGCGAUUCUAAGAAGAGCACGUUCGCAGCAUUGUUACAUACAUAACAUUUUAUAAACCCAGUACUAUAGUAAAUGAUUGUAAACCGAGAUAAAUUUGGGUGUGAAGAUGAUAGAAUGGGAAGUUAGAAACGUACCACCGUUGAGCCAGAGAAGGAGGGGAGAAGAAUCCUUAGAGUUAGAGGAAGCUUCGACGAAAUAGUAGAAAAAGGAACGCCCCGCGGAUUGGUCGACGGUGACAUAGCCGCCGUACUGAUCGAAAUCAACGGGAGGCUGCCCGGGCAAUCUCCGUAUCAGAUCACUCUUCCGUAACUCCUGCUGCUCGACGACACUCCCGAGCGAAGACGGUUUCAAAUCCUUAACCGCCUUGAAAUGGGUUGUGUCCAUGGAAGACACCCCACGCUUCGACAUGUAGAGGCGGCUCAGGGCGUGCACUUGGCUGCUGCAUUCGAUCUGGGGCGAAAGAUACACUAGCAGCAACACAGAUGCGACUACAGAACAAGCGUGUCCGUUCCCCAUUCUCCUAUCUCUGAAUUCUAAUGAGGAGGAAAAUGUUUUGAAGAAGAAGAGUUACAGGAGACGGUUAGUUAAAUGAAACGAGUGUGUGUGCGUUUUGGAUCUUAAAACAAACUUUGUUAUUUCGGUCAAACCUUCCAACUAUACGAAUGAUUGUUCUUUUUCAAAUACUGUUUUUUCCUUUUCUUUUGAGAAGCUCAUUUCCUGUAACUAACUCUGCUUAAUGUCAUAAAAGGUUCCAG